AUGGACGAAGCACUGAGGCGCCUCAACGGCAUGCCACCCCUUUCCGAACCACCUCCCAACAACCCCAGAACCAAGCAGACCUUGCGAGACACCAGCACUGCCCCCACUGCCGGACCCAUGAGGUACCGCGGCGUUAGGCGGAGGCCAUGGGGUCGUUAUGCCGCCGAGAUAAGGGACCCUCAGUCCAAGGAGCGCCGUUGGCUGGGGACUUUCGACACUGCGGAGGAAGCUGCCUACGCCUACGACUGCGCUGCCAGAGCCAUGCGUGGCCAUAAGGCAACGACCAACUUCGUGUACCAUACUUUACCUUCUUACCCUUCUUCCAUCACCAUCACCAGCAACCAUAACAAUGUCCUCAACUGCCAUAACCACCUCUUCACUCAUAACCAGUUCAGCUUCCCUUAUCAUCAUAACCAACUCUUCAACGGCCAUAACCGCCACUUCGGAGUUUGGUCUGAACCUUUCUCUGCUUCAACCUUCGAGGAACAGCGAAACCUUGACUCCAUCAACAUGCUUCUCCACCGAGACUUGAUAGGCUCUUCUUCGUCCGACAAUUUAUCCUACAACAUGGGCAGUUUUGUCAAUUCACAUCCCGGCAAUGUUCCUAAUAACUACUCCCCACCUUGUUCUGACACGAGCAAUCUCGGUUGUGGCGGUGGAAGCAAGAUCGAUAAUACUAACAAUAAUGAAGCUGAUGGUGGUGACGAAGAAGACUCAAAGGAGCAAUUCUAUGAAGGUUCAGGGUCAUCAGGGUUGUUGGAAGAAAUAGUUAAGGGUUUCUUGAAGAAAAAGCCAAAGCUCAACAAAUGUGAGAGAUUGUUAGGUACCAGGACCACUGCUUCAGACGGUUCUUGCCACUCAUCAUUUCCUCCUCCUCCUCCUCCUCCUACUCCUCUGCUUGUUUUCGGCGAGUCAAAGAUAGACGAGGGUUUCGGCGUUCAUUUGGAUCAACAGGGUUUCCAAUACAUGCAGCAGAUUGGUGGUGGUUUCGAUAAUGAUUUUAGCAAUAUGGUUAUGCUGCCUAACAUCCCUCUUCAAGAGAAUAACAACCAAAUCAUGACGACCAUGAUGAUGAAUAAUGAUAAUAAUCAGCAGAACUAG
This is a messenger RNA of Arachis stenosperma, 1101 nucleotides long. RefSeq names its product ethylene-responsive transcription factor ESR2-like. Gene Ontology annotation, biological process: regulation of DNA-templated transcription. The coding region runs from base 1 to 1101 and encodes 366 amino acids. The record is from RefSeq and is a predicted model, not a curated record. Lineage: Eukaryota; Viridiplantae; Streptophyta; Magnoliopsida; Fabales; Fabaceae. The transcript has a single exon. Gene Ontology annotation, molecular function: DNA binding; DNA-binding transcription factor activity.